This is a messenger RNA of Naumovozyma castellii, 576 nucleotides long. RefSeq names its product Rho family GTPase CDC42 (gene CDC42). The record is from RefSeq and is a predicted model, not a curated record. The transcript has a single exon. Bases 1 to 576 code for a protein of 191 amino acids. Lineage: Eukaryota; Fungi; Ascomycota; Saccharomycetes; Saccharomycetales; Saccharomycetaceae.
AUGAAAACGAUUAAAGCAGUGACUAUAGGUGAUGGUGCUGUCGGUAAGACAUGUCUUCUAAUUUCCUACACUACGAAUCAAUUUCCGGCCGAUUACGUCCCAACUGUUUUUGAUAACUACGCCGUCACUGUUAUGAUCGGUGAUGAACCAUAUACAUUGGGUCUUUUUGAUACUGCCGGUCAAGAAGAUUAUGAUAGACUAAGACCUCUAUCAUAUCCAUCCACAGAUGUCUUCUUGGUCUGUUUCAGUGUCAUUUCUCCACCUUCCUUUGAGAAUGUCAAAGAAAAAUGGUUCCCUGAGGUGCAUCACCAUUGUCCAGGUGUUCCAUGCUUAAUUGUUGGUACCCAAAUAGAUUUGAGAAGCGAUCCAAUAAUCAUUGAAAAGCUGCAAAGACAGAGGUUACGUCCAAUCUCCCCGGAACAAGGUGAAAGAUUAGCUAGAGAGUUAAAAGCUGUUAAAUAUGUAGAAUGUUCUGCCUUGACACAACGUGGUUUGAAAAACGUAUUUGACGAAGCAAUUGUCGCCGCAUUGGAACCUCCAGUUAUAAAGAAGAGCAAGAAAUGUACUAUUUUAUAG